AUGCUGGACAGUUUUCUCGACGCACUAGACGCAAGCCGCGACCGCUCUCGCGGCCCCGGCGAACUUGACGGAGAGAGCGGCGACAAGGCUGAUGAUGAUGUUCAGCCUCAGGACACCGGCGAAGCAGAAGCUGUGGGAGACACCGGCGAAACAGCAGCUGUGGGAGGAGCCGGGCACGCAGCCUCUAGCGGUACAAGUGGUGAGACCGUCCGAAAAAGUUCGAGGACGAACCUUUUCGACGGGCUGUACGCCGACCCCGCCCGCGCACGAGACGGGGCACGCGGCCGAUGCAGUGGGCCUGGGCGAGGAACACGGGUGGCGUCGGGGGAUGGAGCCAAGGGGAGGUUUGCGGGGUUGAACAAAAAACGAUUGAAGCACAGAAGGCGCGAGGAGAGGAAGAAGACACCGGAACAACGAGCGCGAGAGCGAGAAGCGCGAGAGCGAGCGCGAGAGCGAACGCGAGAGCGAGCACUCAAAGCGCAGAGAAGGCGGGAGAACACGCCGCGAGAGAAGGAGCUCUUGGACAUCUACCAGAAAGUGGUGGACGCUAUCGACAAGGCGGAGCAGUCCAACAGCUACAGCGGUAUUGUGGAGGACCCGACGGAAAUGCUGACGGAAUCUCUUCUCCCGUCCAUCAUGCGUACCGCCUUGGCGAUUCGGGCGUACGCUGUCCUCGAGAUUGAGGAAGGUGUCAACAAGUUGCGGCACAGCCGCUACGUCGGAGAUGUGGUGAAAACCACAGCGCAGACGGUGCGCAAGUGGGUAAAGGAGUUCUGCCAAGACGGAAAAUUUAUCAUCAGAAAACGACUUUACGAGAUAAGCCAGGCGGACUCCUUCAUUGACCAUGAGGACAUUGCCGAGCGUUGCCGGGAGGAAAUCGACCGGCUCUCUCAUUUUCACGUCCGUCCCCUUACCUCUGAAAGUCCGAGACACGAAAGCGCGGAUCCGUUUUCUUCCGGCGGUAAAGCCGC
Ectocarpus sp. CCAP 1310/34 is the source of this 971-nucleotide messenger RNA. The record is from the annotation of a GenBank genome assembly. NCBI's taxonomy places the organism in Eukaryota, Phaeophyceae, Ectocarpales, Ectocarpaceae.